Messenger RNA from Linum trigynum, 3396 nucleotides. The record is from the annotation of a GenBank genome assembly. NCBI's taxonomy places the organism in Eukaryota, Viridiplantae, Streptophyta, Magnoliopsida, Malpighiales, Linaceae.
GACAACCCUCGCUUCAAGCUUUGAGUUCCAUUGAACUCUAUUCAUUAGCUUACCCAGUUGCUUGGAUGAUGAAGUUCUUUUCACCUUGCAUUGCAUGUGAUUUUCUUUUGGUGUGAUGCCAAAGAAGAAGUAGCGCCGAAAUACCAAGCCCAAUACCAAAAGGCCGAUUGGUAUCCCGUGAGACAAAUAACCCGAGCCCAAAGCAGAGAUCGAGCUUGGUAAUCGAUUCCAGGCACUGCUCUGUCGGGAUCCAGCAAACCACUGAACCGUCGACUGAGUGCUUCCCUCAAAGUCUCAACCUUGAUGCCCUGAGUGCCGCCGCAGGCUACACAGUUAUUUGUGUUUCAGUGUUGGGUUCCGGAUUCGAUUUCAAGUUCGCAUCUUUCAUUCUGGGUUCAGCAUUUAUUCUGGGUUCGCAGGCGAGACAGACAUUUUGGCUGAUAGAGCUUUCUAUGGUGUUGAGCUGGUAGUAUCUAUUGAUGGCUGUCACUGUCAGGGUGUCUCAUUGCCAGUUCUUUCAAUUCAACCCAGUUCAGCAGCUCGGCAUGGCUAGGAUCAUCCAUCCAAACUGCUCUCUGUUUCAUUUGCGAAGAAAAACCGGUAUGACUGAAUUCCCUUAUUCUUCUGCUGCUACUCUCUCGUCUUACUUCGCCUCCAAUUCAACUACUCCUAUUACCUCCAAUUCUGUAACUUUCGCAAGCGUAGAUGAUGCCCUGGAAUCAUUUAAUAGGAUGCUCCACAUGAACCCCAGACCCUCGGUUGUGAAAUUUGGUCAGUUGGUAAAUUCUCUUAUGAGAAUGAACGCCUUCCAGGCUGCCUUCUAUGCGUCUAAACAAAUGGAAUUAGCUGGAGUCCCACACGAUAGUUACACACUUAGCAUGAUGCUUCGUUGCUUCUGCAAAUUGGGUCGUGUGGAUUUUGGCUACUCAGUUUUGAGCAAAGCUCUGAAACUCGGCUUUCAAUUCAAUGAUGUGAUGCUCGGUACACUGAUUGACGGGCUAUGUAAAGUUGGGGAAGUAAUCAAGGCUGCAAGGUUGGUUCAUAAGUUUAGGAUUUUGGGGUAUCAACCGAAUGUGCACUGUUAUAACAUAAUUAUAGAUGGAUUGUGUAAGGUAGGGAAAACGAGUGCUGGACUUGAAUUGCUCAAAAACAUGAAGGAGUUCGGUUGUCAACCUGAUGUGGUUAGUUAUAACACAGUCAUUAGUAGCCUUUGUAACGAUGGAAUGAUAUCGAAAGCUUUAGAUGUGUUUUCAGAGAUGAAGGAUAACAAGAUUCAACCAAAUGUGGUUUCUUACAAUAGUUUGAUUGCUGGUUUAUGCAUGUCAAGCACAAUCAAUGAAGCUAUGAAGUUGUUUGAUAAAAUGGUAGGCAAGAAUAUCAUGCCUAGUACAGUCACCUAUAACAUAUUGGUUGAUGCUUUCUGUAAGAUAGGAAAUGUUUUGGGAGCUAAAGUUAUACUCAAAAUGAUGAUUCAAAGAGGAUUGCUUCCGGAUAUCAUCACUUACAAUUCAUUGAUUGAUGGGUAUUGUUUGCGCAAUGAAUUAGACAAAGCUAGAAAGCUAUUUGAUUUCAUUGCCAACAGGGGGUGCAAACCUGACGUUUACAGUUACAGUAUCAUGAUUCAUGGAUAUUGUAAUACUAAAAGGAUGGGUGAAGCAGAACAGUUACUGAAUAGUAUGAUUGAGAAGGAUUUGAUUCCGAAUACGAUCACGUAUACUACUAUGAUAAAUGGAUUUUGUCAAGCGGGGAGGCUUAAAGACGCACAACAAAUUCUCAAGAAAAUGAGUGGUCCGGGUUGCUUACCAAAUAUUGUGACAUUCAGAAGUUUGCUUGACGAAUUGUGUCGACGAGGUAGAAUUGACGAGGCAUUAGAUUUGUUUCAAGCAACAGAAACUAGGUUGAAGUCUGAUGUUGCGGGGUACAAUAUACUUAUGGACAGGUUGUGGAAAGCAGGCAGGGAAAAGGAAGCAAGGGAAAUAUUUUCCAGGCUCUCUAGAGACAAUUGUUUGCAACCUAAUAUCCGCACAUAUACCAUCGCAAUCAAUGGACUUUGCCAUCAUGGUUUUGUGGAUGAAGCAUAUGAUUUGUUCAGGAAAAUGGAGGCAAAUAGUUGUCUACCAGAUAGUAGCUCUUAUAACGUGAUCAUUCAUGGAUUUCUUCACCGCAAGGAUCCACUUGAGGCCAUCGAUCUUAUUCAUGAGAUGGUUUCGAAAGGUUUCUCAGCCGAUGUAACCACUAUGUCUUUGCUGAUAGAAUUGUUGCCCAAGAAUCAGUUGGAUCAUCCAAUUGUCCAGAAGCUAUUGAAUGGUCCUAAUAUCAAGAGUCACGAAAUAGUGUCUAGUGAUCUAUCAGCUGCUGCAACCCAAGGAACCUGCUGAAAUUCUCAUCCAAAGGCCAGUUGCAUGAUCCUGUAGUUUAUCAAGACCUCUUUGUGUGUCAUGGUCCUUGCCAUCCCACUUACAUAUAUGUGUUUCCACGCUUCCUGACAUUAUCAGAAAGAACUUGAUUCAAGUGUUCUGCAUAUUGUUGGCUCUCUCCGUUUGCUGUGUAAAUAAGUUCCCUGUAAGUUUCUGUCUGUAAUUAGCAUGAGAAUAGAUGAUGAUCCAUGUCUGAUGCAUUAGUCAUGUGUGUCCCUUGUUUAUUUGUGAUUAUUGUGUAGAGACUUAAUUUAGCUCCGCUUGUUUAGUAACAUAACUACAUAUUUGCCCCAGAUCCCUUGAAUGGAACUCCAUGGUUCUGCUGUUGUCAAGAAGAAGCAUUGCUUUUGGUUACCCAUUUUGUACUUCAGCCCUCUCAAUGGGAUAGUGAUCAGCCUUCCAUCCCUCUGGAAAGACAAGCUUGUGUUAGAAAGAAGAGAGGCUGGCUUGCUGUCGUCUCCCUGUCGUCGGGAGACGACAAACAGUGAUAUUGUCCAUCUUCUCCUCCACCGAAAGGCAACCCAUGAUUCAAGCACCCAGCUGUUGAAUCCGCUGUCUCCGACGAUGGCGAACCUCAAUCACCGGAGAGCACAUAACGUCACGAAUCCAUUGCUGUCAAAUUGAAGGAAAACCCAGAUUGUCAACAUCCUAAACAGACAAUCUCUUAGUUGACCUUAUCAAAUGUCUUCUCAAUGUCCAAUUUGAACAUAAGACCUCGCCUUUCACUCCUCCUACUAUCCAUCAACUUAUUAGCAAUCAGGACGGCCUCCGAUAUUCGACUGCCUUGAACCGAGGCUUGUUGAUUAAUGGAGAUCACCAAUAUAGGUAGAACCAGCUUGAGUCUUUGUAUUAGGACUUUGCUCAAAAGCUUAUUGAAACUCCCCUUGAGGUUGAUACGACGUAAAAUCGGAUGGUCUGACCAGUCAAACCGGUUUUUAAGAUGGGAUUGAUAAUUUUGUAAUAUAUUUAUUUAUAUAAC